CAACUGCCUCUGCCAGUACCAAAACGGUUCUCUUAUCAAAGAAACGCAUAACCAAAAAACUGCAUUCAAUCACCGCCUUUUACCAUGGGAAGUGCUUGUUUUUCCUGGGACGUUUGUUUGUUUUUCGUCCUCAUUAACACUUGUGAGGUGAUGGGGAAUGUUGGACUCGCAGAAGCCGAUGAAUGCUCUGAAGGCACGGAUGACUGUCACAUUGAUGCUCUCUGCCAGAAUACCCCCAAAUCCUUCAACUGCAUCUGCAAGCCGGGGUACAAGGGAGACGGCAAGCAGUGUGAAGACAUGGACGAGUGUGAGAAUGAGUACAACGGAGGCUGUGUCCACGAGUGUAUCAACAUCCCGGGCAACUACAGGUGCACCUGCUACGACGGAUUCAUGUUGGCCCACGACGGACACAACUGUCUGGACGUGGAUGAGUGCAUGGACAACAACGGAGGAUGCCAGCAGGUGUGUGUGAACACCAUGGGAAGCUACGAGUGUAUGUGCAAGCAAGGCUUCUUCCUCAGCGACAACCAGCAUACCUGCAUCCACCGCUCCGACGAUGGAAUGAACUGCAUGAACAAGGACCACGGCUGCGCCCACAUCUGCAGGGAGACUCCCAAGGGCGGCGUAGCUUGUGAGUGCCGGCCCGGGUUCGAGUUGGCAAAGAACCAAAGAGACUGUUCAUUGACGUGUAACUAUGGGAACGGAGGCUGCCAGCACAUGUGUGACGAUACGGAUGUGGGGCCGGUUUGUGGCUGUCACCAGAAGUACGCCCUGCACUCAGACAGCAAGACCUGCAUCGAUCUGUGCUCUGUUGCACCCCGAAAAUGUCGCCCGGAGUUUCAUGAUGACGAUGAGAGAGAUGAGGCUGCAAUUGAGAGCUCUGAGUUCAAUGCCACGUCAAUAGCUGAUGUGGACAAGCGGGUGAAACGGCGGCUACUUAUGGAAACCUGUGCGGUGAACAAUGGCGGCUGUGACCGGACCUGCAAGGAUACGGCUACAGGGGUCCGCUGCAGCUGCCCCGUGGGAUUCACCCUGCAGCCAGACGGCAAGACCUGCAAAGACAUAGAUGAAUGCCAAGAGGCAUUCAAUAACGGCGGCUGUGACCAUUUCUGCAAAAACACGGUGGGCUCCUUUGAGUGCAGCUGCCAGAAGGGCCACAAGCUCCUCACUGACGAGCGCACCUGCCAGGAUAUUGACGAGUGUUCCUUUGAGAGGACCUGUGACCACACCUGCGUCAACUACCCUGGCAGCUUCGACUGUGUCUGUCAGGAAGGAUACACUCUGUACGGCCUCACACACUGCGGAGACAUAGAUGAGUGCAGCAUUAACAACGGGAGCUGUGAACACAGCUGUGUGAACACACAGGGAGGCUAUGAGUGUCUGUGUCCGCCCGGUCAGAAACUCCACUGGAACAAGAAGGACUGCACCGAGGCGGUGAAGUGUUUGCCCGACGGGAAGCCAGCGCCGCGCGCCCAGCUCAGCUGUGACAAGAGAGGAGGGGUGGAGGUGUGCUCGCUCUCCUGUCCGUCCAACGCACUCUUCCUCGCAGACUCUGAGAACAGCUACACACUAAGCUGUGGUGUGCCGGUGCAACCUGGGAAGGCACCGCAGAAGAGGAACGCCACCACCGCCCUGCUCACCUGUGCAGAUACGUUACCCCCGCCCAUCAAGCAGAAGGCCCGCUUCAAGGUCAAAGAUGCCAAGUGUCACCUGAGACCCAGAAACAAGGAAAAACACAGAGAGACGUCCAAGCCGAGUCUGCAAGGGGGUCCGCUCCCGUGUACUGAAGACUGCCAGGUGACCUUUGUCAAUCUGAAGUGUGACUCGUCCAAGAAGCGGCGGCGUGGACGCAAGUCCCCUUCCAAAGAGGUUUCCCACAUCACAGCUGAGUUUGAGAUGGAGAUGAAGGAAGCCUCAGGUCAGUGUGACUGUGCAACUUCAGACUCGUGUAACGUGGAGUGUGUGAGGGAGCGUAUGAAGCAGAGGUUACAGAGUGCCAUGCGGACCCUGAGGAAGUCCAUCAACAAGCAGCAGUUCUAUAUCCAGUUCUCUGGUACCGAGUACGAGGUGGCCCAGAAACCUGCACUGCACGUUGAGCAAUGCAGCACCGGACAGGUCUUACGGGACGGCAAGUGUGUGAGCUGUGGUGUGGGGACGUACUAUAGUGGAGACCAUGAUCAGUGUGUCGUGUGUCCCCCUGGUACAUACCAGGACACAAUGGGCCAGCUGUCCUGUGAACCCUGCCCCAGCACCGAGGGACAGGGCAUCGCCGGGGCCAAGAACGUCUCCCAGUGCGGAGGCCAGUGUCCGGCUGGUCAGUAUUCGUCAGAUGGGUUCCGUCCCUGUAACCCCUGUCCCCUGGGCUCCUUCCAGCCGGAGCCUGGCCGUGUACUCUGCUUCUCCUGUGGAGGGGGCCUCAUGACCAAGUACGAGGGCUCUGUCGCCUUCAGGGACUGUGAGGCCAAAGUCCACUGUGCUCCUGGACACCACUACAACUCCAGUAACCACCGCUGUAUCCGCUGCCCAGCCGGUACCUACCAGUCAGAGUUUGGACAGAACUACUGCAUCACCUGCCCUGGCAACACCACCACCGACUUUGACGGAGCCACUAACGUCUCUCACUGCAAGAACCAGGUGUGUGGAGGUGAGCUGGGGGACUUUACAGGCUUUAUUGAGUCUCCUAACUACCCCGGGGACUACCCGUCCAAUGUAGACUGUAUCUGGACCAUCAACCCCCCUCACAAGAGACGCAUCCUCAUCGUGGUGCCUGAGAUCUUCCUCCCCAUCGAAGACGAGUGUGGAGACGUGCUCGUCAUGAGGAAGAGUGCCCUGCCCACCUCCAUCACCACCUAUGAGACAUGUCAGACGUACGAGCGACCAAUCGCCUUCACCUCCCGCUCACGCAAGCUCUGGAUCCAAUUCAAGUCCAAUGAGGGCAACAGCGGCAAGGGCUUCCAAGUCCCUUAUGUCACCUACGAUGAGGACUACCAGCAGCUGAUAGAGGACAUUGUCCGGGACGGCAGACUCUACGCAUCAGAGAAUCACCAAGAGAUACUGAAAGAUAAAAAACUGAUCAAAGCCCUGUUUGAUGUUCUGGCUCACCCCCAGAACUACUUCAGGUACACGGCACAGGAGUCCAAAGACAUGUUCCCCCGCUCGUUCAUCAAGCUGCUGCGCUCCAAAGUCACACGGUUCCUACGGCCGUACAAAUAAACUGCCACGCCCCCUGUUUGUUACCCAGACUCAUACCCCUUAUGCUCAUCCAACGUCCCCUUUCCACCAUCUACUCCUCCCUCCUCUUCACCUACGUCCUUACCCCUUAUGCUUAUCCAACGUCCCCUUUCCACCAUCUACUCCUCCCUCCUCUUCACCUACGUCCUUACCCCUGUCAACAUCCUCAUAUGUCUUCUACUCCCCCACGUCUAUACCCCUACAUCUCUCCUACAACCCAACCCGCCGAUCUAUCCCUCUCUUCUACACCCCCUCUACACUGAAACACUUCUUCCUACACCCCUAUACUUCUCUUACACCCCCAACCCUACCAGGAGUUCCUCGUGCUCGCUAUCCCAGCAUUCCCUGCACAGGAACAGAGAACCGUCUCCUUUUUGUCUGCAGUCCUCAUUUCCAGCUUUUCCCCUGUACUUCUGUUUUGUUUUGUUUUGUUUUUGUGUUGUUGUUGUUGUUUUGGUUAUAUUUAUAUGUGUUAGAACUUGCAGAAGCCCACAACAUGGAUGUUUGAUAUAUAUGUACGUAUACAGACAUGUUGGCUACAAGUAAAAUGUAUGUGUAUGUAUGUACGUAUGUAUAUUUGUGUUUGUGUGAGCAUAUACGUAUGUGCACGUAGAUGGUGUGCGAGAGUGACGUCACACGCAGGUACUUUGAUGUAUCUUUACUUUGUUAUUUUGAAAGGCCUCUGGCGUGCACACAACAACAAAAAAACGAUUGGUGCACUUAAAUCAUAUUUUACAUCCACAUUUUCACAUGGGAAAUCGUUUCGAAAGACACUUCUAAUUUCAGCAUCCCAGACCGUUCCACCUCAAGCUGAGUACAGUGGACGAAUGAGUUUGAUUUUCAAAAAAAAAGUCGCUUUUUAAUUUUAUUUUGAAAGAUAUAUAACAUGAUGAAAAAAACUACCUGCAAGUAACAGACGUUGCUAUAGAGAGAAAUGUGUGUGAUGUAACUCAUAUUUGGAACUUUAAUUGCACUUGAAUUUUAUAUUGUGAACUGUAGAAAAAAAAAUCUAAGUUACAUUAUUCCUUAUGUUUUGUGUUGUAUAGAAAUUUUUCACCUUGGUUGUAGCAAAAGAGAGAGACAAAAAGAUGUCCCCUUUUGUUCUCACAACAAAAAAAAACAGCAUUCAAUAUCUUUAGACAGACACCGUCAAAUCCACCCAUUUGGCCUGAAAAGCAGUAUUGCCAGUAAGUAAUCAUUUAAAGGGAAAUGUCCUUAACGACCCACUACUAUUUUAGUUGUGUGUGUGCUCCCAUCUCCUAACUCUGCCUCAUCCCUUUAAGACCCUCCUGACUAGCUGCCAGAGGAAAGGGGUGUUUUAAUGAUGGCACUAAGUGCACACUCAAAACCACCUGCUUUUUACGAGUGUCCACUCUCAAUCUGUCCUAUUUGGACUUCUCCCAGUUUCUGUAUGUCAUCAACCUGGACUGUUGAUUUAAUAUCUAUAACACAUCUGUUAGUUUGUUUAUAUUUCUGCACAAUGCAAGUGGAGAAAAUAUGUAUUGUAUGAUGAUGAGACUGUUGAUUUGGAGGUGAAUGUAGUAGCAGAGAGACAGAGGUCUGUUUGAAAGUAUUGUGAUGUCUAUGAGAGUAUCUGUAUGUACAUAGCACUUGCAACUGUAACCAUAACCCAGAAAGAGCCCAAACUGACCUCAAGUAGUAAAACGUUCUGACAAAAUAUUACUUUCAUCGUUCUCCCCCUUGUAACACUCUCCCAGCAGAGUCUGUCUAAGCAAUAAGGCCCGAGGGGGUGUGGUAUAUGGCCAAUAUACCACGGCUAAGGUCUGUUCUCUGCACGACGCAACGCAGAGUGACUGGACACAGCCCUUAACAGUGGUAUAUUGGCAAUAUACCACAAACCCCCAAGGUGCCUUAUUGCCAUUAUAAACUGGUUACCAAUGUAAUUACAGCAGUAGAAAUAGAUGUUUUGUCAUACCCGUGGCCAAUCAGCAUUCAGGGCUCGAACCACCCAGUUUAUAAACAGUACAUCUAUUACACACCUAUUAAACUGCUAAUACUCCACUACUACACGGUUAUAAACAACUUAAAUUCUUUGUGCUGGGCACAAGAAUGAUAAGCAUAAUUAUCUGGCUUGUAUCUUCUUACCUAGAGGCCAUAUACUGAAGGCCACUGAUAUGGGAACAGAUAUAGUCACUCAUUCAUAAAUUCUGCAUUGUGCCCUAGCACUGAUCCAGGACCUGUUCAGCCCAGUCUAAUUGUGACCCCCACUGUUGUGUGUAGAGCAGUUUCUUCUGAUGAGGUGUCAGUGUUCUGUUUGACAGAAUCUCUACACAAGGACAUUACAAAAAUCUCUCAAAUCAGAAUGAUAGCUUGGCCCAUGUAGGGUUGUAUCAGAAAAUGUUACUGGUCUUCAAAUCAAAGCUCAUUGGAGGAGGUGGUCCGGGGGAGGGACCUUGCAACCUCUCCUCCAAUGAGCUUUGAGUGGAUUUGAGCUAACAAGGGUGGAGGAAGAAUGGAUUUGACAGCUAAUAAUGUUUUCAGAUGCAACCAAGGUGUUUGUCCACUCAGUCCACUCAAAAUGGUUGCCGCCUGCAGAGGUGUAGCUAAUGUUGGUACGGUGCGCCCACUUCCUGUUGAGGGAUGUUUUGGGCGUUUAGUGUGUUUGAUGAUGAUGAUGAAAAUUGGUAUGAAAUGCAAAACCAUGUAUGACUGACUUUUCCGGAGAAUGUAUUCUAUUGUGUGUGUGUGUGUGUGUGUGUGUGUGUGUGUGUGUGUGUGUGUGUGUGUGUGUGUGUGUGCGCGUGUGUGAGACAGUGUGAUAAAGAAAGAGUGCAUGUUCUGUGUAUGUGUGUGAGAGAAUGAGACAGCGUGUGUCCGUGUGUGAGUAGCUUGUGAGAUCGAGGUGGAGAAAGAGAGAUACUGUAUGUAGGUACUUUAGUCCAUUUUAUAGAGGGAUAAUUUUUACGUUUGUGUUAGUCGGUUGUACCCAAGGAGAGAAACUGUAUCACAGUGUUUUGCCAUUGUUUGGUCCAUGAAAAUCCAGUAAAGAACCAAUUCAAAUAAAACAGUAGCAGAAGAACAACUCCA
This is a messenger RNA of Oncorhynchus keta (chum salmon), 6279 nucleotides long. RefSeq names its product signal peptide, CUB and EGF-like domain-containing protein 1. The record is from RefSeq and is a predicted model, not a curated record. Gene Ontology annotation, molecular function: calcium ion binding. The coding region runs from base 85 to 3213 and encodes 1042 amino acids. Gene Ontology annotation, biological process: signal transduction. NCBI's taxonomy places the organism in Eukaryota, Metazoa, Chordata, Actinopteri, Salmoniformes, Salmonidae. Gene Ontology annotation, cellular component: cell surface. The transcript is spliced from 24 exons.